Messenger RNA from Raphanus sativus (radish), 1326 nucleotides. RefSeq lists its product as uncharacterized. Lineage: Eukaryota; Viridiplantae; Streptophyta; Magnoliopsida; Brassicales; Brassicaceae. The coding region runs from base 118 to 1080 and encodes 320 amino acids. The transcript is spliced from 7 exons. The record is from RefSeq and is a predicted model, not a curated record.
AUAUUACACACUCCAAGUGUGACAAAACGGCCUUCCACCUGCUUCCGUAACCGUAACAAACUCUUCUCCCAUCCUACAAAUCUCUCCGAUCAAUGCAAGAGGGAGGAGGACGCGACGAUGGUGAAUUCGUAUACGCCCAUCCGUUUCACCAUCCUCGUCUCCUUCUCCCUCGCUGCCGCCGCCUCUUCCUUCAAGCUCUCCGCCUCCCAUUCUCCUCCUCCCUCGCGUCCAAGAGCCACCGCCGACGACCUCCUCGCCGUUCUAGGACAGCCCUCCGCCGCCGCGUGCACCGUCACACCCACCGUCUCUCGAGAACUCCGCUCGCGUCUCAGGUUCCUCGUCCCCUUCCAGCCGCGCAAACCCAAACCCGAUUCCGGACGGUGCCCGGGGAAAAUCAACACCGUCGAGGAUGAGAAUUCUCUCGUGUGGUGGCCACCGGAGGCGGUUCUCGAGCUCGCUCGUCUUGCUGUCGACUCGGGAGGUGACCCCGGUUCGAUUCACCGAGCUCUCGAUCCCGCAAUCAUCCCGGUUCCGAGAACAAACGAGUGUCAUCUCACAAGGACUCCUUACGGCCGUCACUUCAUAGCUCAAGAAGUGAACUUGUAUUUCGAGUUCUUGUUUCGUCUAAUUGAAUCCAGGGGACCGAGUGUUGGGCUCAAUGUUUCGUUGAGUCGAUAUGAUUUGUUCCAUGGCCACCUGUUCCUUGCUCCAGACUCUGGACGACUUGGAAUAUUGUUUCAUGCUAAAGAGUAUCCAGCUUAUGACGAGAGUGUGUUUCCUUACAACAUGGGAUAUUGUCAGAGAGGAUCCGAUGUGAAGUACGGUGAUUCAAUUAACUUAAGAAACAUCCUUUGGCUUGCACCAUUACCCAGCAAAUCUGGUCCAGGUUGGCUUGCUCCAGGUGUACUUGUGGUGCUUGAUGCGCAUCCAGAUGGAAUCAUAUACCGAGAUCUCAUCCCUAGCUAUGUUAAGUUUGUAAGAACUAUCUACGAAGAUGAUUUGGGAACUAGUGCUGUUGAUGUCAAUUACUUGAAUGUGGGAGGAGCUGAGGAACCUGAUUAUCAGCUUUUCAUUUGCUGACCCCAUUCGCACACAUUCUACAGUCUGUAUAUGCUUGAAACUGUGCUCAAGAUGUUGGAUGUUCAAGAACGUCGAGUUGCAUGCUAAUUUUGAGCAGUUUGUGAAGUAAUUUGGGCUGCAAAAUAGUUUAUGACACUCUCUCAGGUUACUGUAUCAAGUGAAAUUACUGAUGUUAUAAGCUUUAACUGGAGAGGUUUGGAAUGAUGGAUUUGGCUUUGAUUCACACAUUUGUUUUGGCUAUACAAA